CAGAAGUGGGUAGCAGGCAGGCUCUGUGCACGGUGACACUGAGCGCAAUGUGGCUAAAGCUGAUCUCGGCAGUUGCAGAAUUUUGUUUUUCCCCCUUUUUAGUUGCAGAUCAAGAAACAGCGUCGGAUGCCCCUGAGCAGAGCUCCCUCACCUCUCAAGACCCCCAGCAGCCCACAAGUACGGUCUCAAUGAUGGAAAAUUCCAGUAUACCAGAGACUGACAAGGAAGAGAAGGAACAUGUCACUCAAGACCCUGGCUUGACCACUGAAGCCACUGCUCAGUAUACAGGACUGGCGAGGAGGAAGAGUGGCAUCCUGCUGCUCACACUGGUGUCCUUUCUCAUCUUCAUCCUCUUCAUCAUUGUUCAGCUCUUCAUCAUGAAGCUGCGAAAAGCACAUAUGAUAUGGAAGAAGGAAAGUGAGAUUGCAGAGCAAACUUUGGAAAGUUACAGAUCAAGAUCCAACAAUGAAGAAACAUCUUCCCAAGAGAAUAACAGCCAGACCUCCAAGUCUAAGCAUUGCAUGAACUACAUCACGCGGUUAUACUCGGGAGCCAAAACAAAGAAGGAGAAUGCCCAGCACUGGAAACUGGAAGGCAGGCACAGUCGCGUCCCGGAGAGUAUUGUGUAG
Acomys russatus (golden spiny mouse) is the source of this 629-nucleotide messenger RNA. RefSeq names its product cytotoxic and regulatory T cell molecule (gene Crtam). The coding region runs from base 48 to 629 and encodes 193 amino acids. Gene Ontology annotation, biological process: cell recognition; detection of tumor cell; positive regulation of natural killer cell mediated cytotoxicity directed against tumor cell target. Lineage: Eukaryota; Metazoa; Chordata; Mammalia; Rodentia; Muridae. Gene Ontology annotation, cellular component: plasma membrane. The transcript has 5 exons. The record is from RefSeq and is a predicted model, not a curated record. Gene Ontology annotation, molecular function: signaling receptor binding.